AUGGAUAAAUCUUGGAUUUUGUCCGAUAGAUUAUCAAUCGCAUACGAGGAAGGUGUGAAUGCCUUUUUAGAGUUUGCACAAUUCAAUAACCCAAAUUCCGACGCCAUUCCGUGUCCUUGUGUAAAUUGUAUCAAUUUGUGUCACACUUCCAUCUCCAACGUGCGGUAUCACCUGUUUAAACACGGUUUCGAUGAGAAUUAUAGUUUUUGGUCCUUCCACGGAGAAAAUUCAUCUAAGGAUGAAACUCCAUGCCCUAAUGAGUCUAUACCUCCCGAGUUCGAUUACACAAAGCAGAUGCUACAUGAGGCCUUCACAUAUGCAGAGAAUGAACCUAGCUUAUUGAAGUCACUUCUCGAAGAAUGCGACAAGCCACUGUAUGAAGGGUCUGAGUAUAAUGCACUAAAUGGUUUGCUGAAAUUCCAAGUUUUGAAGGGUCAAUUUGGCUGGUCUGAUACAAGCUUUGAUGUUUUAUUGGGUGAGCUAAAUGAUGUUUUGCCUUCAAAUAAUACAAUGCCUAAGUCGAUAUAUGAGGCCAAGAAGUUGCUAAAAGGAAUAAGCAUAGAAUACAUUAAGUAUCAUGCCUGUGAGAAUGAUUGUGUCUUGUUCUGGGAUGAGCACAAGGAUGCUUCUCAAUGUCCAACUUGUGGCACUUCUCGGUGGAAGGAGAAUAUCAAGACAGUGCCGAGAAAAGUUGUUUGGUAUUUCCCGCCCAUUCCUAGAUUUAGAAGAAUGUUCUCGUCACCAGAAACCGCACAUGACCUAACUUGGCACGCGCAAGGUCAGGUCAGUGAUGGCAAGCUAAGACAUCCUUGUGAUUCCCCAUCUUGGAAGCUUGUUGACGACAAGUGGAAAGAAUUUGGAAAGGAAGACAGGAAUCUGAGAUUAACCUUGUCUGCGGAUGGUAUAAACCCUCAUAAGUCAUUAAGUGCAAAGUAUAGUUGUUGGUCGGUUACCCUAGCAACGUACAAUCUGCCUUCUUAUUUGUGUAUGUCAAGAAAGUUCAUGAUGUUGACUCUACUGAUAUCAGGUCCAAGGCAACCUGGUAACAGUAUUGAUGUCUACUUGGCACCACUAAUAGCAGAUCAGAAACAGUUGUGGGAACCUGGUGUUAAGACGUAUGAUGCUUAUAAGAAACAGUUCUUCAAUCUAAAAGCAGUCUUACUUUGGACUAUAAAUGACUUUCCCGCGUAUGGUGACCUGUCGGGGUGUGUUAGCAAAGGUUAUAACGCGUGUCCAGUAUGCUCAGAGGAUACUUACUCACAGUGGUUGCCAAAAUCCAAAAAAGUAUGUUUCCUCGGGCAUAGAAGAUUCCUCCCACUUACACAUCCUUUUCGCAAAAGAAAAAAAGAUUUCAAUAAUGAACAAGAGAGCGGUGUGAUGAAAAAACCGAGAUCGGGUGAAGAAGUUUACGACUAUCUGGAAGGGUUUACGACUAAAUGGGGGAAGAAGAAAAAGGCAAAGAAGGAAGUGAUCUGGAGGGCGUUGAAGAAUAAAAAAUCAAAGAAGAAAAUGCCACGUCAGCAGAGAAGGCCAAAAAUUGCUUGUUCGUCAUCAGUUAGAUGUUAUGCAUAUAGAAAAGAAUGUAUGUGA
Messenger RNA from Erigeron canadensis, 1590 nucleotides. RefSeq lists its product as uncharacterized. Bases 1 to 1590 code for a protein of 529 amino acids. The record is from RefSeq and is a predicted model, not a curated record. Lineage: Eukaryota; Viridiplantae; Streptophyta; Magnoliopsida; Asterales; Asteraceae. The transcript has a single exon.